AUGGGCUCCCCAGCUGCACCAGCAUACGCUAAUACAGUGAUGGCAUGGUGGGAAACUGAACAGAUGCCUCUUCUUAGUAAUAAAUUUAAUAUUAUAUUCUAUUCCAGAUUUAUAGAUGAUUUAAUUUUCAUGAUUGAAGGAAACAACGAGACAGUGGAUGCCUUCUUUAAUGACAUUAAUUUAUCAUCUAACUACUUGAAAUUUACCAAAGGCAACAUUGGUUUAAAUAUUAACUUUCUAGAUGUGUGUUUUUGGGGAUAUGAUGAGAAGUUAGUGAUUGACAGUGGAAAUGAGAUUUAUAAUAAACAUCAAACAAACUAUCCAGCUAUCUUAAAUAAACUACAGAUAGACAUUGUCAAUAAGGUUAAGUCAAGUUCUAUUGACCCUGGAUUAGUAUGCUCUUUAGCUAUGAAUACAGACGCUAGUCGUAUUAAAGCUGUUUUAGAAAAGAAUUGGAGAAUUAUACAGGGAAAUCAUGAUAUACUUGAGGUGGAAGCUGCACAGCAGGAGAAACUGUUCAAACAUUUGGAAGAGCAGCAUGCUAAGGGCAGUGCCAGACUAAACCAGGAGCUGGAGCGAUCCAAGAAAGAAUAUGUUGCUGUGCAGACCAGCCUGGACAAGCUGAUUGCUGAGAAACAAUGCUCGGAUAAAGAAUUGGAUGAACUAAAGAGAAAGCUGCAGUCUGCAGAGAAGAAGGUUGAGACCUGUUUAAGAAAGGAGAAAGAACUUAACAAAAACCUUCAGGAAACAAUAGAGGAAAACAAAAAAUUAACAACUGAUUGCAAAGAGUGGAAUAUCAAGGUUUCUUACUUGGAAGAAGAACUAAAGAAGGCCACAGAAGAGCUUAAAACAACUUGCCUAUUACUUGCAUCAGGAAAUAAACAAGACGAGAUGCCAUGUACCACAGUUUCUACACCAGAAAACUUGAAUGGUACAAAAGAGUUACAGACUGGCUGUGAAAUGCAUUCAAAACAUAAUUCAAGUCAUACAGAUGCUACUUUUAAGAUACAAGCUGGGGAACUGAAAGAGGUGCCCAGUACUGAGGAUAAACUGGAAAGUGUAAAAAGCGAAGCACUGAAAUAUGAAGGGGACAGUAGUACAUGUGAAUUAGAAAGCUUGGAAGUAGCAAAUCAUCCAAAAUCAAAAAAGUUAGUGACUGAUCAGAAACAAAUAGAAAUUCAGAAUUUACAAAAGACUGAGGUUCAUCAAAUGCUUUCUGAAUGUAACAUACUUGCACAUUUAAGUGAACCAGCACAUGAACAGUGCCAGAAGAAAGGAAAUGCUGAAAGUAAGACUAAUUUGGCUGAAAGCAGGAUCCAUUAUCCACAAAAUGCCAAAACCAUAACAGAGAUGCUAGAGACAGACUCUAAGCCACUGGAGUCUAAAGAGGCUAAAAGAACUGAGGAGUAUGAAGGUGUUUUUAUGUUGCAAAAUAAAUUAAAUGAAGACUAUUUGAUAUGUAGCACUGGCAAUGAAAAUAAUGACAGCGUCAGAGGGUCUUUAAAACACUUGGACAAAGGCAUUCAGGUUUGCAGUGGAAAAUUGUUUGUUGAACAUCAGAUGGAUCUGUUAAAUGAGCUGCAGAAACGAUGUGAAUUACUGACUUCAGAAAAAAAUAAAGCAGAUGAAAGAGCAGCAGAAUUUCAGUCCAGAUUAGAGAGUAUGCAAGCCAAAGUCAAUGUUCAGGCACAACAGCUAACACCUGCUUAUGAGGAGCAGAGUCCUAAUCUCCUUUCAAACCUUGAAGAGAAAGGUGUCUUUAUUGAAAAAAUGGGUGGGAUACUGAAGAGCACCUUACUGGACCUCUUGCACCUGCAGCUGAAUAACAAUGAUCUUAAAUCUAAACUCUGUGAAGUAUUAAAAGAAGAAAACAUGAGGGUAGUGGAAGGCAUUUUCCAAACAAAUAUUGAAGAUUAUGCAUUGUUUAGUAAUGCUGUCGCUUUUGCAUCUGACAGCAAGCAGGAUAAUAAAUGCUGCACACAGGCAGCACCAGCUGCCAGAGAAGGUAUAAACUACUUAGAAAACACUGAUGAAAAUACAUUUUUCCUAUCUGAGGUUGGGGCUGAAAAUAAGUAUGUUCAAAUAAACAGUAUGGCAGAUGGAGAUGUGAGUAUGAUAAAAGGAAAUAAUAACCAAAAGCCAGAAAAAAGUAAUGUAGUAAAAGGAACAGUAAACAGGGACCGUUUUCAGAUGCACCCAAAAAGUACAUUGCAGGGUGACCAUGUGAAAGAAAGGAUUGAAUAUGAUUGGCAGAAUCCGAGAGACCUGUCUUACCUAGUUGAAUCAGCUAAAUCUGAAAAGGAAAGUAGUGAACGUGCAACAUCCAUAGGAUAUUACGGCUUUAUUCAGAAUAUGUCUGACAGCGAGGAGUAUUUUGACUGCAUAUCUGAACUAGAGAAGUCCCAAGGAGAUGGCAAGGCUAGUAAAGAACUAAACUGGAAGGCAGAUGAUCGGCAUCAGGAGGUUGAAUCCCUUGAGAUGGGCGAGAGCUGUACUUCUUUACCUGACAGAGAGAGGCUUAUUCUUCAGCUCUUGCAGCUGAAAAAGUCAACAGCUGGCCUUCAGUUGGACAAUGAAAAUCUGAAGGUUCAGUUGGCAGAAAAGGAAGCCGUGUUACAUGAACAAGCAAAAAAAGCAACAAAUCUUGAAACACCGGUAGAAAAGUUAUGCCAGCGGAAAAAGGGAGUAUCUGAAGAACUUGCUAUUAAUUCUGAAAAAGAAAGAUUGUCCAAAGAUAGAAGCAGUGUGCACAGGAUCUUUCAAGACCUUUCUGAUAAGACCCUUGAAGCGGAAAACACAGCUUUUCAGUACACUUUAGAAGGUCUCAAGGGCAGUAACAAAGAACCUGGUGUUUCAGCAUCUCAGAACCAGCUUGCUGAGUUGAAGAAAAUGAUUUCACAGUUGUGUGAUGAAAAGACGAGCCUUCAAAAUGAAUUAGAACACUGGAAAUUUAAGCAUUCAUAUAGAGAGAACUCUACAGCUUGUUAUUCGAAACAUCAGAUAAAGCACCCUAAGGAAGAGGAACAGAGUCACAGCCUUCAGAGCAGAGGUUUACCCAAGUCAUCCUUUGCAAAAGGUGAAGUAACUGUUUCUCAGUUAACUGAAGAGCAAAAAGCUGUAAAGACAGAGCUGGAAGCACAGAAGAAGAAAUCUACUAAGAACUCAAACAGCUAUGCUGAUCUUCUGAAGAACUAUAACAGACUCAAAGAUACCAACAGAAUAUUACAGCAAAGGGUAACUGACCUAAGUCAGAAUAAAGUGAGUAAUCUGACGGACAAAGAAAAGCAGCUAUUACAUUCUCCUGACAUCGUUUUAUCUGAUAAGACCGAUAAACAACUAAAAGGUAUUGACAGGGAGAAUAUGCAGAGUCCAAAUCUCGAGGCAUCCUCAGAAGAUGAACAUCAAGAAAGGCAGCAAAACUGGAUGGAUGAUCGAGAGGAUGGGCAAAAAUUGAGUUACCCAACAAUUCGUGCAGAGAUUCAACCAAGAACGCUUGACCAGCUGCAGCAGGAAGUGGACUCACUACGUGAGCAAUUAAGACUAAAAUGUUUAGAAGUUGACCUGAACUUCGAAAAGUAUUCCAGGCUUCAGGAGCAGUACAAAAAACUUGAAGGUACAAGUGGCUUUGUUGUAGAAGAGGAUAAGCGCAUUCGGAAUGUGGAAACACAAACUGAUAGAGAAAAAGACUUCAGACUGCCUGAAAAUGGCAGCACCUUGGAAAACAAAAAGCCUUGGAUACUGACUGAAGAACCAGCAAAGAUAGCAGCUAGGAUUGAGAAAACAAGGAACCAGGUUUCUGUGGCAUACGAUGACAACGAAUAUGAGCCAUAUGGGUUACCUGAAGUGGUCAUGAAAGGUUUCGCUGAUAUUCCUUCAGGACCUCAUUGCCCUCAUGUGCUUCGCAGAGGCCUCUUGGGAACUACAGUCAUCUGUAAUAAGCAGAGGAGUAGUAUGCAGAAGAGUAAUAAAGCAAGUGCUUCUACAAAACCUGCAUAUGACAGUUCUAUCUUGUAGAUCUGUGGAGUCUACAAACCAGAAUGCAGAUGAUUUUCAACUCCAAGUAUGAUUUGCUGCAAAUGUACUUGACAAAAGCAGGUUCUUUUUAUUCACUGGUACAACUGAUAAGCACAUAGCAUGUGAAUGAGUCCAUUUAGCAAUGGUAUGGCAUAUGCAACAGUACCAUUUCCGUGUAUGGAAGCAUAUCUGCAAAUUUUCUGAACUGUCUGAUCUGCUACAGGAAACCAAGCGGAUAGCUUCACAAGGAUUCCUGAAGGAUUUUGCUCUAUUCCAUGAUGAAGACAUUGCACACUUCCUUGUGAUACUAAAUGGGAUACUCGGAUCCUGCUGAGAUGACUACCUCCAAUAUAGAGCAAUGCCACAAAUUCCAUCUGCCAUAAAAAUCCUUGAGUGUACAUACAUUUCCAAAGGUGUUGUGGGAUGCUGUACAGUGUAAUAGUUUUUAUUAAAAAUAAUUAGGUUGUUGCUGUUCAUGUUUAUCAGGGUUUGGUAGUACACUGCUCUCAGGGAGGACCCAUAUAUAAAGGUUGUCGGAAAGUAUAAUGAAUUGCGGUAAACCUCAAGUCUUUCCUAGAAAACUUGGUACAAAGUUAAUAUAAAAUUUGCAAAGUAAAAGUCCUGGGGUCCAAAUCACUUUGAUCAAAUCAUCAUGAUUUUCAAGUGCUGAUAUCCAACAUUUAUGUUCUGAAUUAAUUUUACAUACUGUAAUUUUGAUAGUUAACUUCUUGUAUUAUAGUUGAAAGAAGUCACUACUGUUCAGUAUGUUGACUGUUAUAGGCCAAUGAGCCUUUGCCCUUUUGAAAAGGAGACCUAAUACUGAAUUUGCCUGAAGGGAUUAAGCAUUAUUUUAUGCCAGAUUUUUAAAUGGUGCUUGUUGCUUUCCCUUUCUGGAUUUGCUUAUCCACCUGUCAGCAGAUAUACCUCUGAGAUCAUGUCUCAUUAUUUUGACUAUAAGCUAUUUUCAACUGAAAAUAAGUUGAGUAUUUUGUCUUCCACGUUGGGAAAUUUCCAGUUUUAGUUGAACAAAUAAUGCCUAAAAACUGUGAUUAAAUGCUGUUGUGUUAAUGUCUUAAGUUGUUUAUUUUCAGUACCAAUGAUUGUUUUUGUUUCAGCUGUUCCUUUGAA
This is a messenger RNA of Protopterus annectens (West African lungfish), 5142 nucleotides long. RefSeq names its product centromere protein F-like. The record is from RefSeq and is a predicted model, not a curated record. Gene Ontology annotation, cellular component: nucleus; chromosome, centromeric region; spindle pole. The coding region runs from base 1 to 4014 and encodes 1337 amino acids. Gene Ontology annotation, biological process: metaphase chromosome alignment; regulation of G2/M transition of mitotic cell cycle; mitotic cell cycle. The transcript has 11 exons. Lineage: Eukaryota; Metazoa; Chordata; Ceratodontiformes; Protopteridae. Gene Ontology annotation, molecular function: dynein complex binding; microtubule binding.